This is a messenger RNA of Rhinolophus ferrumequinum (greater horseshoe bat), 954 nucleotides long. RefSeq names its product olfactory receptor 5K4. Gene Ontology annotation, molecular function: odorant binding; G protein-coupled receptor activity; olfactory receptor activity. Gene Ontology annotation, biological process: sensory perception of smell; G protein-coupled receptor signaling pathway. The transcript has a single exon. The record is from RefSeq and is a predicted model, not a curated record. NCBI's taxonomy places the organism in Eukaryota, Metazoa, Chordata, Mammalia, Chiroptera, Rhinolophidae. Gene Ontology annotation, cellular component: membrane. The coding region runs from base 1 to 954 and encodes 317 amino acids.
AUGGCUAAAGAAAAUCACUCCUUGACAAGUGAGUUUAUCCUCUUGGGAUUUGCAGAUCACCCAGAGCUGGAGAUCCUUCUGUUUUGGGUGUUCUUUGCUGUCUAUCUGACCACCAUGGUGGGGAAUCUUGGCCUGGUGGCAUUGAUCUGUAUGGAGCGUCAUCUUCACACGCCAAUGUACAUCUUUCUGGGUAACUUGGCUGUUAUGGAUUCCUGUUGUUCCUGUGCCAUUACUCCCAAAAUGUUAGAGAACUUAUUUUCUGAGGACAGAAUGAUUUCACUCAAUGAAUGUAUGACACAAUUUUAUUUUCUCUGCGUUGCUGAGACUGCAGACUGCUUUCUCCUGGCAGCAAUGGCUUAUGACCGCUAUGUGGCCAUAUGCAGCCCACUGCAGUACCACACCAUGAUGUCAAAGAAACUCUGCAUUCAGAUGAUUAUAGGGACCUUCAUAGCUAGUAACCUGCAUUCCAUGAUCCAUGUAGGGCUUCUAUUAAGGUUAACUUUCUGCAGGUCUAAUAGAAUUGACCACUUUUUUUGUGAUAUUCUUCCACUCUAUAGACUCUCCUGUACUGAUCCUUAUAUCAAUGAACUAAUGAUAUAUAUUUUUUCAAUGCCAAUUCAAAUCUUCACCAUUGCUACUGUAUUGAUCUCUUACAUUUGCAUCCUUUUUACUGUUUUCAAAAUGAAAUCCAAAGAGGGGAGAGGUAAAGCAUUUUCUACCUGUGCCUCCCACUUUCUAUCUGUCUCAAUAUUCUAUAUAUGUCUUCUCAUGUAUAUUCGACCAUUUGAAGAAGGAGAUAAAGAUAUACCAGUGGCAAUUUUUUAUACAAUAUUAAUUCCUUUAUUGAACCCUUUUAUUUAUAGCCUGAGAAAUAAGGAGGUGAAAAAUGCUCUAAAAAAAGUUAUGAGGAAUUACAAUAUUCUUAAACAAACUUCAUCCUCUAUGGUAAACUGA